Messenger RNA from Closterium sp. NIES-67, 2090 nucleotides. The record is from the annotation of a GenBank genome assembly. Lineage: Eukaryota; Viridiplantae; Streptophyta; Zygnematophyceae; Desmidiales; Closteriaceae.
GAUGACCCACAACAGCAAGCCACUCUUGGCUAGACAGGUGGUGGUCACUUGGCAUUGCUGCGGUCUAGGUCGUGACGAGCCAUUGAAAGCAACCAUAGUAUCGUGUUCCAGCGGAAUAAGCUUCGAAUCGUCGAAAAACAGCUUCGGCAUUUUCAGUGCGACCGUAUCUAUUUCCAGUCUCGGUUGACCGUAUUUUUUUUUCUAGUCUAGCAGGCAAACCACGCUAAAAACAAAAUGGGAGCGUGUCUUUCCACGUGCCUCGGCUCUCCAGCCGACAAGCCAGCGAAGGGUAAAGCUGAGGAACAGAUUCAGAAGCAUCCUGUCACCGGCGGUAGUAGAACCGGCGACGAUAAUUGCGACGGAGCGAGGCUACAAAACGCUAAGUACCCGAAAGACGAUAAGAGCAUUCCCAUAGGCCUGAGGACCGACUUCGGAUAUAAGCGCGACUUCGAUAAGCAUUAUAAGACGGGGAAGGAGCUCGGACACGGGCAAUUCGGGACGACUUAUGAGUCGAUACAGCUGGAGACAGACAACCGCGUGGCCGUGAAGGCGAUUCAAAAGAAAUCGAUGAAGCAGCCAAUCGCGGUGGAGGACGUGGAGCGGGAGGUGAAGAUCCUGCAGCUGCUGUCGGGCCAUCCGAACGUGGUGCAGUUCAUUGACGUCUUCGAAGACACGGAGCAAGUCUACAUCGCCAUGGAGCUGUGUGAAGGAGGAGAGCUGCUUGACAGGAUCCUGGGCAAGAAGGACAACCGGUACUCAGAGAAGGACGCAGCGAGCGUGGUGCGGCAGAUGCUCAACGUGGUGGCCAGGUGCCACCUCAACGGGGUCGUGCACCGCGAUCUCAAGCCCGAGAACUUUCUCUUCGCCAGCAAGGCCGAGGAUUCGCCGCUCAAGGCCACCGACUUUGGCCUUUCAGACUUCAGAAAGCCAGGCAAGCACUUCACAGACGUGGUGGGCAGUGCGUACUACGUGGCUCCAGAGGUGCUCAAGCGGCGGUCCGGCCCUGAGAGCGACGUGUGGAGCAUCGGCGUCAUCACCUAUAUUCUGCUGUCCGGGCGACGCCCGUUCUGGGAUAAAACGGAGGCCGGGAUAUUCAAUGAGGUGCUGAAGAAGAAGCCCGAUUUCAAGGAGAAGCCUUGGCCUCAGAUCUCCUCCAGCGCCAAGGACUUCGUCAAGAAGCUUCUCAAGAAGGACCCGCGCGCCCGCCCCACUGCCGCCCAGGCAUUGUCCCACCCCUGGGUGAAGGAGGGCGGCAACGCGUCCUCCAUCCCUCUCGACAUCGCUGUGCUCUCCAACAUGCGCGAGUUUGUCAAGUACUCACGGCUGAAACAGAUGGCGCUCAAGGCGCUGGCCACCACUCUGGAGGACGCGGAGGUGCACCAGCUGAGGGACCAGUUCAACGCCAUGGAUAUCAAUGGAGAUGGCACCAUCACCAUCGACGAGAUCAGACACGCGCUCAAUAAGGACCUUCCGUACGAGGUCAAGGAGUCCAAAGUCGUGCAGAUACUGCAAGCUAUGGAUACCAACUGUGAUGGCAUCAUUGAUUUCGAUGAGUUCGUAGCAGCAACUCUGCACGUGCAACAGCUGGAGGAGGCGGACUCAGCCAAGUGGGAGGAGCGGUCCAAGGCGGCUUUCCAGCACUUCGACACGGAUGGGGAUGGAUUCAUCGAUGCAGAGGAGCUCAGAGUGGCUGCGCAAGUGAAGGGGUCGUUGGGGCGAUUGAUAGAUGAGGGGGACGUGGACGGGGAUGGCCGCAUCAGCUUGCCGGAGUUUCAGAAGCUUCUUCGCUGCGCCAGCAUUAACUCUCGCACUAACACUACCUCGCGAUCACGGGGGCGAUCUGGAUUCGGAUCGAUUGUUGAGUAGCUCUUUCUGCUUUUGCAACCUUUCUUGGGUAGGCAGUGCUCCGUCAGAUCCAUGGUACCAUGAGGGCUGCGGGUUUUGUAUUGAUGUGGGGCCAACCAGAUCUAUUUCAUGCCAUGUGCUGGUAUUUAUCUACUGCUUUACAUUCUAGGGUUGUGAACAACUUUUGAAGCUAACCAUCAGUUGACUUGUACCGUACAGUACCUAAUGUGAACUUUGAAAGCAUU